This is a messenger RNA of Oncorhynchus tshawytscha (Chinook salmon), 3951 nucleotides long. RefSeq names its product adherens junction-associated protein 1-like. NCBI's taxonomy places the organism in Eukaryota, Metazoa, Chordata, Actinopteri, Salmoniformes, Salmonidae. Gene Ontology annotation, cellular component: plasma membrane; cell-cell contact zone; adherens junction. The record is from RefSeq and is a predicted model, not a curated record. Gene Ontology annotation, molecular function: beta-catenin binding. Bases 32 to 391 code for a protein of 119 amino acids. The transcript is spliced from 4 exons.
CCAGAUUAUUACAAUCACUGUGUCUCUCAUUAUGGUCAUUGCAGCCUUGAUAACUACACUUGUCCUUAAAAACUGCUGUGUACAGUCGGGGAAUGGCCGUCACAGUAGCCAUCAACGGAAGAUCCACCAGCAGGAGGAGAGCUGUCAGAACCUGACCGACUUCACCCCUGCCCGCGUGCCCAACAAAGUGGACAUCUUCACCGCCUACAACGACAGCCUGCAGUGCUCGCGCGAGUGUGUGCGCACCGCCGUGCCCGUCUACACAGACGAGAUGAUCCAGCAGACCCCUAUAUACAAGACCACCUAUAACGGAAAUAGACCUUCUCCCACUGAAAGGCAGCUGAUUCCUGUGGCCUUUGUGUCAGAGAAGUGGUUCGAGAUCUCCUGCUGACUAUCUGAAGCCUUUUUUACAUCACGUCGAUGGAACAAACUUCCUGAAUUUAUGCUCUGGAUCCUUUGGUAAACGUUUCCAACCAAGAUAAAGAAGCGACUCAAAACGACACAGAUGAAGAUAUUUAUUUUUCUAUAAAUGAUGACAAACCAAGCAGCCAUACCGCUGCCACUCUACACUAUUUUCCAGAGACCUGUGUUAAUUUAGAUAUCUAGUUAGAGUUAAUAUAUAACUACAUUACUGGAUGUGCCAGAGAAGACCAUCUACGUCAGCGUCACCUUGAAGGGGACUAGGUUUCUUGGAGAGCUAGGAGACUUGGAGGAUCUGCUCUCAGUGGAAAAAGCUGAGUUGUAUUACUGAACAAUGUGCCAAUUACGCCACUAUGUGCCAUAAUCUGUACAGAACAACAAUUCAUGGACAACUAAAGACAGUGCUAUAUUAACCUUGUAUCAAACAUAUUCUUUUUAAAGAAAAAUGAAGAAAAAAGUAUGUUUAAAGUAUUUGAAUAUGUUUUCUGAAAUAGUCCAAAAAAUAUAUAUUAUAUGAAGCACUAAUCAUUGAGGGCAAGGGGGGAAAGAAAAGAAAACGGUAAAUGCUUUAGUCAACACCUACAUUUAAUGCAUUGUUACUAUGUCCCAUUUUAAAACCAGAGUAGUCUGUCUAUUUUUAUAUAUACGCAAAGAGGUCAGUCAGUCAGAACCCAAACAGUAGAAUUCCAUGCCACAUGAUGUUUGGACAGCGGAACGCCAUUAACAGUCCAAUCAGAGAUCGAAUCCAAGCCCAGAUUAUUUUCCCUUUCGCUAUGUCCUUUUUGUCAGAGGUUUUGGAUUGUGCUAACUACAUAAAAAAAGGGCUCUAUGGCUGUCGAACAUUGCAUACCCUAUGUCCUGUUGUGUUCAGUUCUAUCUGAAUUUGAAUAGCUGAAGCAAACAGAGAGGAUUAGCAGUAUGUUUACAUAUGUACUGACUCAGGUCAGUGUCCAAUACACAAGUCUUCAUUUCAUUUUCAAUCCCAAGCAUUAUUCACAAGGAAUAAGACAUGAUGAGUUACUUUGAGUGGUGGUAGGAUAUGAGCGGUACCGCACAAGGGUGGAAUUUAGAAUUAACUUGUAAGAAUAGAAUUAUUCUAACUCAACAAUUACAGUAAGUGAGAAAUAUUCAAUUUCUCCUCUGAACUAUAUGAAUAGUCAGUGUUUACCACUGUUUCCCAGUGUCUAAUUGCAAAUAUUUGUCUUAUUAGUCUUAAAACAACCAAGGGUCAGAUUUAUCAAACAAUGCUCCUAAGGCCACUAAUAAGUGUGAUUUCUGUGUAUUAUUGGGGGAAUCACAAUACCUUUUUGUGUUGCAUUUAUCAAGCACAUCCUAAUUGGAAUUAUAAUUUGAAUUAUCAUAUUAUCAUCAAACACCUUUACAAAUGGUGCCCUGUGCGAGAAGUAUUUAUAAUCAGGAGUAGUAUUUUCAAUACCAUAAUCUCUGAAAUACAUGCAAAUCAAGAAAUGAAAAUGAACAGGACAUCUGAAUAAAAAUGGCAAAGUAUUCCUCCAAAUUAGGUCCAAAUUAGCUGUAUAUCUUGUGCUGUGAAUGCAGACACAACUAUUUUUAAUAAUGUUCCUCCCUAAAGCUCACUUAUAUGAAGGAAUACACUAUCUCUCUUUCAUGUCAAGUGCAGUACAGUGAAAAACAACCAUGUUCUUUCCUGGUUCCUGAGGGUUACUCAUAGAUGUGAUUUUGUUGAACAUCAGCCUCGUCUUAACCUCCAGCAUCAUCAAUGAGAUGUGGAACUAGGGGGAUUAGGAGCAGCCAAUCAGAGUCUAGAAGACUGGGCCACAUGUAAUACAUUAAUUAAUUGAUUAGUUCAUACAAUUCCACUAUUAGUGAGUCAGGACACUUGAACAUAACACAAAACAUUUCAUUAUGCUAGUGGGUAGGUAGAAAGCACAAAAAAGAACAACACGUGAUUGCAAUUAUUCGGUGUCGACAGCAAUAUGUACAUAUUUAAAGAUGGACUGGAUUCUUGUCCGGAUGUGGGCUGAUAUCUGCACUUACUCAAUGAGAUGGACAAGAUUCAGGCUUCAGCUAUUCUGUUUCCAGAGCUCAAGUUAGAGGUGGACCCAUAGUACAGAUCCUAAAUCACAAGCUUAUGUAACUGGAGGGGUAAAGAACUGACCUUGGAUCUGUGGCUGUGGUGCAACUGUGACUCCUAGUACACCACUCUCACAGCAAAACACCAUGAACGACCAUGCCAAUUCAUCCAAACAUGUACGCUGAGACCAAGUUGCGUCAACAUAACAUAUAUUUUUUGAACAAAAAGUGUUAUCUUGAUAGUCAGAGGGUUACUAAACUGUAUAUUAUACAUGUGUAAAUGUAUUUUCUAUAUAUUUACUUCUAUUUGUGUACAGGUAUGUUCUAUUUUUAAAGACCUGUCUCUUUUUGGGAAAGGUUUGGCUAGGUCGGGAUAGUGUCUUUGUUUACAUGUGAACUACCGUAUUUCUUUCACAAUACAAAAUAACCUUGUGCCAAGCUUCCUACCUGCACUUUCAAGCAGUACCUGUAUUAUAUAUUUGGCUAAUCAAUACAAUACUUAAAUAGACACUGCAAUAUUUCACAUACUGAAAAAGUUGUUAGAAGUAACAAAGCUAGGGAGAGAAGGUCUUUUGAUUGUAUACUAUGAUGAGAUCAGCGUGCUGAUGCUUGGGGUUUGGUUGGUAGAAGAUACGCAAUUAUCAAAUGCUGACAACCAUUUUCAUAUGAAAUCUAUUUGCUUCUGGAAAUAUGAUUAGUCAUGGUGAAAAGGGGAAGUAAUGUAAACCCAAGAAUAAUUGUUAUGAGAGAAAGUUAGACUGAGUUAAUUUUUUGUUCAUUUUUGCUGUAAUAUUUAAAACUACAUGUAACCACUCUAGAGACCAAGACAUAUGUGUCAGUUUUCUCUUUAAAGGCAGGGAAAACUAUUAGGCCAAUGAACUUGAACUAUUUAGCAUGAGUUGAAACCACAGAUAAAUGAUCAGAAAGAAGUACAGUAGUAAAGAAAACAAAGAAUAAGGGUUCAGGGUUUUUAGGGUAAAUAUUUCACUCCCCUUUGCAUUUGCAGAGAACAAGUACAUGAACAAGGAUUUUUAUGUUUUGGUUAUGCUGGUACUGAAAUGUAUCGGGUAUGUACUUAUUUUGUCUUUCUUUCAUAUGAUGAUGACAAACACCACCAAUGUUUUUCAACAAAAUUCGCCACCUUCAUGAACAUCUUCAUGAUCAGAUUUUUAGAUAGCAUGAUUGUUUAAAGCCAGCUACAUACUACACCAUUUUUACCUCAAUAUUCUAAAGGAAGUUUGGAACAUCAUAGGAAUAUCAAGGGCACAAUUUCUUUAAUGUGAAAGGUUUCCUCGAGUGCUGUCUACAAGCCUCAGAUGUUUGAAUAUCCUCCCAAGCAUUGUCCCCAACGUGCAUUUCUCAAAUUUCUAAUAUACUUUCAAAUUGUUACAUAUGAAAGUGUUGUCUUGAAAUACACUACAUGACCAAAAGCAUGUGGACACCUGCUCAUUGAACAUCUCAUUCCAAAAUCAUUGGCAU